Acaulospora morrowiae is the source of this 2640-nucleotide messenger RNA. NCBI's taxonomy places the organism in Eukaryota, Fungi, Glomeromycota, Glomeromycetes, Diversisporales, Acaulosporaceae. The record is from the annotation of a GenBank genome assembly.
GCACAUAUGAGUUUACCUAUAUCUUUAUCCGAAAAGUCUUCGGACUUGUUUUCGUGUCUACCGUUCCCUUUAGAAAUUGGUCUUUUUAGUUCAUGCACUGGAAUCUUUUUCAUUCCGAUAAUCCUUCUAUCCUACAUUGUAGUGUUUGGUCUAUAUAGAAUACUUCGGAAACAAAGCGGAUACACCCUGCUGAGAGAAAAUCGCCCGCGUGCUACACCUUUGAUCAAGACAAUCUAUGGAUUCACCGGAUUUGUGCUCUUAUCUUAUCUCGCGGAUUGUGCGGUGAUUAUCGUCAGGGCCUUGGAAUCGAAAGUUUGGGCAUCAUCUACGCUCGUCUUUUACGAUGUCACCUCUUGGGCUGCUUGGUUGAUCAACAUGACUCUGAUGGUAGUGGAACGAAACAAUACUGGGAGAUGGUCAUUGGCUAAUUACCUCUUUUAUUGGAUUUCCUUAACAGGAGAAACACUGGUUUUUUUUAACUGGGUUAUAAUAGUGAAAGAUAGAAAGAAAGCAGGAUCAUAUGUCUCGAACUACGAUGUAACUUUGUUCGGCAUCUUGGCAGUCCGCUAUGUUGCAUUAUUGAUUGUCAGCAUAGCGUCAUUGAUACAAGCUUUACGAUUAAGUCUUGGUGACGACGCAGAAUCUGGACAAGGACUCCUCGAGAAUUCAUCGUCUUACGGUACAUUUCCAUCCAAUGAAAAUGGAAAUCAACCAAGAGAAACGAAUAUUCCGGAAAAAGGCGCAUUUGCCGACUUCUUUGAAAAAAUGCGACGGCUUAUUCCAUUUCUUUGGCCUAAACAUAAGCCAUGGCUUCAAUUCCUGAUAUUCAUCUGUUUCGGCCUAUUGGUUGCCGGGCGCGUUAUUAAUGUACUCGUUCCUAUGCAGAUCAAGGUCAUCACCGAUAGUCUGACCGGCGAUAAUGGAAAUCCACCAUCUUUCCCCUGGGCUGCUAUUUUGAUAUACGUUUUCUUGAAAUUCUUGCAAAGCGGUGUCGGAUUACUACAAGCGAUUCAAAACUAUUUGUGGAUUCCUAUUGGACAGUACACAACAAGAGAAAUUUCCGUUAAGAUGUUUGAUCAUUUGCAUGGGCUUUCUUUGUCAUACCAUAUCAAUCGUAAGACCGGAGAGGUUCUGCGCGUAAUGGAUCGUGGAACCAGCAGUAUCAUCUCCCUGCUCAACCAGAUAUUGUUUCAGAUUGUUCCCGUGAUUGUGGAUAUUAUAGUUGCUGUCGUUUAUUUUAUAGUCAUGUUUGGUUGGGAAUUUGGUAUCAUUGUCUUUUUUACCAUGUCUAGUUACAUCUUUGUAACCGUCGUGAUUACCGAAUGGAGAACGAAAUUUAGGCGAGAGAUGAUUGAACUGGAUAAUAACACCAGGGCGAAAGCUGUUGAUUCCCUGUUGAAUUUCGAAACCGUAAAAUAUUAUAAUGCCGAACAAUUUGAAGUGCGACGUUAUGACGAAUCAAUUAAAAAGUUCCAGGUGGCUGAAUAUAAAGUGAAUUCCUCACUCAAUUUGCUCAACCUUAGUCAGAAUCUUGUGAUCACUCUCGGUUUGCUGUCUGGUUGUUUAGUGUGUGCACGUGAAGUAACCAAAGGUGUUUUCACCGUUGGUGACUUUAUUCUCUUUGUGACUUACAUCAACCAGCUGUAUACCCCGCUUAAUUUCUUCGGAACAUAUUAUAGAAUGAUUCAACAAAAUUUCAUUGACAUGGAAAAAAUGUUGGACCUGUUCAAAGAACAGCAAAGCGUUCAAGAUAUUCCUGGAGCACCAGAGUUGAAAGUUACUGAAGGAUCCGUAAUAUUUGAAAACGUCGGGUUUUCAUAUGACCCAAGAAAUACGGCCUUGAAAAACAUAUCCUUUACAAUACCUAGAGGAAAAACUGUCGCUCUCGUUGGACCUAGUGGUGGAGGGAAAUCGACCAUUCUUCGACUACUUUUUCGAUUUUAUGAUGUUAGUUCAGGUCGCAUAUUAAUUGAUGGACAAGACAUCCGUCUUGUCAAACAAGAAAGUUUAAGAAGAAAUAUCGGUGUCGUUCCUCAAGAUACAGUCUUAUUUAAUGAUACUGUUUUAUAUAACAUUCAUUACGGAAAUGUGCAUGCAGCUGAAAAGGAUGUAUACGAAGCUGCCAAGGCCGCUCAAAUUCACGAUCGCGUGAAUUCUUUCCCAGACGGUUAUAACACACUUGUAGGAGAGCGUGGUCUGCGGUUAAGCGGUGGUGAAAAACAGAGGGUGGCGAUUGCAAGGACAAUAUUGAAGAAUCCUCCGAUCAUUCUUCUCGAUGAAGCUACGUCUGCGCUUGAUACUACGACUGAGAGACAAAUCCAACACGCUUUGUCUCACAUGACUCAAGAUCGUACAACAUUGGUUAUCGCUCAUCGAUUGAGCACAAUUGUCAACGCCGAUUUGAUUCUUUGUAUAAAAGACGGUCAGGUUGUUGAACAGGGAACACAUGACGAACUCGUUCAACAAGCCAUAAAGCGAGGCGGUGAAGGCGUCUAUUACGAAAUGUGGCAGAAACAAUUACGAGAUGAAACUGAAGGAAGGAAUGUAGGCGUAGAUGGAGAUUCCAAUGAUGAAUCUAACGGAGAUGCGAACAAGACUGGUGAAACAUCACAUCAACCGCCUAGCACACAUCACCACUGA